AUGGAGAAAGAGCACGUCUUGCCGGACACUCGACAACCAAUCAACAAGGCCUACAUACAUACAACCCAAUCGAGUCGAGCCCACAAACAUUCCUUCCCAAAAACACACCUGAAAACCGUUGACGGGAGGGAGACAGCCGAUAUCGCCAGGGAUUACAAUCCAAGAGAAGACCGGGCAAGACUGGAAGAGAAGAGAGAGAGAGAGAUACAAAGAGGAAUGACGACACGGGGACAACAAGCGCCAUAUGGGGAGAUCGAUCCCGACCGACUCAGUCCUCCUCAGGGAGAAGCUGGAUGGGGAUGUGACGAGUUCAAGAAGAAAUGGUACAACGACGACGAUCUCUUGGUCUUCCGGCAAGCCCUGCAUGCCCAGGAUGUCGACCUCCACCAUCUCCCCGUCGGCCCGCACAGCUUUCCAGCAAGACCCCCACCCGGCUCCUCCGCCCCUUCUUCUUCACAAGCUGGAUCGACCGAUCCAACGCGACUUCACCCUUCUUCGUCGUCCUCUUCGGGAAGACCUUCUUCACACGCAGACCCGGCGCCACCCUCAUCAUCUUCUCACAAACGAGCCUCCAAGAACCCCAAGCCUCGCAAAGACAUUGUGCGGGAAGGAUGGGCGUAUCAUAUCUCCAGAUGGCCUCUCUUGACGCUUAUUGGAGUAGCAUUCAUGUUCGAAUUCUUGAUAUACGUCUCAGUCAGACAAAUCGUACGACUCUUCGAAACACUCAUGUCUUGGAGAGCUCAAGAGGGACGGUUGAGGAGGAAGUUAAGAGCUGCUGAGACGUACGAGGAAUGGAAAGCUGCGGCAUUGGAGUUAGAUGACUUACUGGGAUUUGGCCAAUGGAAACGAAACGCAUCGAAUGCCUAUUACGACUCGAUUUCCGUCCGCAAGGUGGUCGCCAGUCUUGAACGUUCCAGACUCAACAAUGAUCCAGAGAGUCUCAAAGGGGUCUUGGAAGUCUGCUUAAGGGCUAACUUCGCGGGCAUCGAGUCUAUCAGAUUGUACUCUCAAACUCAUCUUGGGACGAAGACGUUGAUUGAAAAUUAUGUGGAUGAAGUGGAAAAAUCAUUGGUUUAUCUGCGAGAAACAACGCACCUAUCGGCGCAAGAGAAGACUGUUUUCUUCCGUCGAGCGGCCAAGAACAUGGGCACGACUGCGUUAUGUUUGAGUGGCGGAGCUACGUUCGGAUUCUAUCAUUUUGGCGUCAUUAGAGCCUUGUUGGAUGCUCGCUUAAUUCCAACUGUUAUUACAGGAACAUCAGCUGGAGCACUUGUGGCUGCAUUUUUAUGUACACAUACGGAUGAAGAAUUGGACCGUCUUCUGGUUCCUGAAAUAGCCGACAUGAUCACUGCCUGUGAAGAUCCCAUCUCGGUUUGGCUGCCGAGAAUGAUCAAGACUGGGGCCCGGUUCGACACCGUCCUGUGGGCAAAGAAGUCUAGCUUUUUUACGAUGGGGUCUAUGACGUUCUUAGAGGCCUAUGAACGGACUGGACGGAUUUUGAAUGUUUCGGUCAUUCCACAUGAUGUUCAUUCUCCAACAACAUUAUUGAACUACACGACCGCCCCCAACUGUGUGAUUUUCAGUGCGAUUCUCGCCUCUGCUGCCGUCCCAUUAGUGUUGAAUCCAGUCGUCCUUCUUGAAAAGUCAAAGGACGGUAAAGUGAGACCGUGGCAAUUUCAGGGUAAACAUAAGGAUGGUAGUUUGAGAGUCGAUGUCCCCUUGGAGAGUUUACAUCUAUAUUUCAACACUAGUUUCUCAAUCGUCUCUCAGGUCAAUCCGCACAUCCAUCUGUUUUUCUUUCAGCCUCGUGGCGCUCCUGGAGAGCCGGUCGUUCACCGGAAAGGCAAAGGUUGGCGGGGCGGCUUCUUUUUGAGUGCGUUGGAACAAUAUAUGAAGAUCGAGUUAAUUAAGAACUUAAGAGUUAUCAGAGACUUGGAGCUCUUGCCCUUACUCGGCGGCCAAACUUUCACGGCUGUGUUCCUUCAAAGGUUCGAAGGAACAGUCACUAUUUGGCCUCAUAGUAGGUUCAGGGAUUGGUUCAAUAUCCUCACUGAUCCGGAUCGUAAGGAAUUGGCUCGGAUGAUUAAUGUCGGGAAACGGGUGACUUGGCCUAAGAUUCGGAUGAUUGAGAACCGACUGAGGAUUGAACGGCAGGUGUUUAUGGGACGACAAGAGACGAAGAGAAGCCAAGAGCCGACGAUUCCGAAUCCGCAAGGAGCAGCCGUUUCGGGCGACGGAGGAGGAGGGGGUACGGAAGGAUCGCAGGACGAGAUGGGGGGGAUCUCGGGGGUAGAGAAUGAGCGAUCGCAGGUGUAUGGGACGGACUCAGAGGUAGAGAUGCCCCAGAUGGGCAGUCCUGAGGGCAACCUGCGCCAGCUGCGGAUGCUCAGGGAGCGCAGGAACCUCCAUCGACGACUCUCGCAGAGCUCCAAGUCCGUCGGCCUGUUCCUCGACCAGCUCGUCGGCGACGACACUGGCGGCGGCGGUAACAGCUCCGCCGGAGAGGAAAUCGUCGCCAGGAAGAGCUUCCGUCAUCGGCAUUCCUCGGCCUCCAUUCGCUCCGCUAGACUCGUCAAUCAUAGCGACGGUAGUGAUGAGAGAGAUAGGAAUGAAUCAACCGCGGAAGAACUCCUGAUCGAAGAUUGAUUCUUCUUCUUCUUCUUUUUUUUUCUUUUUUUUAGAUGAAUAGAUAGAUAAUAGAUCACGUUUUUCUCUUCCUUUCUGAUGUAUGCCUUUUCAAAAGUACUUAUGACUUGUUUGUAAAGCCGGCUCUUCUUCCUCCCCCUUUUUUUCACAAGCAAAUCCUGAUGACUCUUUUUUGAUCUGUUUCCCUUACUGUUACAUCACUUGGUAGAUCUUUGUCCCAAAACAUUAUAUUUUGAUUCUGUUGUACUCUUGUUAUAUGUUUGUACACUUUUACACGCUUUUAAUCAUUUGUAUAUGGAUCGGUUCUUUUUUUUUGUCGUUGCAGUAUUGUUACUAGUAUACUUUUGUAAGGAUUUUUUUUUCUUCUUCUUUGAGUGGGUUGAUGUUAUGAAUUGGACUUGCAAUAGUUAUAGGGGCUUGGAAAAACAACUCCCG
Puccinia graminis f. sp. tritici CRL 75-36-700-3 is the source of this 3081-nucleotide messenger RNA. RefSeq lists its product as uncharacterized. The coding region runs from base 1 to 2646 and encodes 881 amino acids. Gene Ontology annotation, biological process: lipid metabolic process. The transcript has 17 exons. Gene Ontology annotation, molecular function: triacylglycerol lipase activity. The record is from RefSeq and is a predicted model, not a curated record. Lineage: Eukaryota; Fungi; Basidiomycota; Pucciniomycetes; Pucciniales; Pucciniaceae.